This is a messenger RNA of Caenorhabditis briggsae, 1452 nucleotides long. It is a transcript of the gene Cbr-attf-4, whose product is annotated as Protein CBR-ATTF-4. Bases 1 to 1452 code for a protein of 483 amino acids. The transcript has 7 exons. NCBI's taxonomy places the organism in Eukaryota, Metazoa, Nematoda, Chromadorea, Rhabditida, Rhabditidae. The record is from RefSeq and is a predicted model, not a curated record.
AUGAUGCUCCACAAAAUGUUGCCUCCUCCGAAAAUUGAAGAUUUCGGGUCGUCGGUGUCCAGCCAAGAAUCUGUCAGAAGCUCGAUUUCUCCGGAAAAUCUUGAGGUGAGUGAGUUUUUGAAUUAUGAAGCAGAAAAAUUAGAACUUGGCGGGUCAAGAGAUCUCAUGGAAGACAACGUCGUCGCCAAAAAUGAAGAUGUGGAAAUUUCGGAGAGAGUUAAAAAAUUGGAAAACGACUUUGUUUUUAUUAAACAUCAGCUCACCUCAAUUAUGACACAUCUACAUGUCGAGGGGUGUAAGUGCACAACUUGCGUUAAAGUCAAAGAAGAAAAGGCUCCGAAAAAAGAGAACGAAGCCAUCGAAAUGUUGUCCCACCUAUUCCCCAAUGCCUCUCUAGAACAAAUCCAAUCUCUUCUAGACCUCUCGAAAAAGAGCAAAGUACCAAGCACACCAAAAGAAACCACAGUGAUCCCUGAAGCUACAGUAAUCCCAAAACCUCCUGCAGAUGAAGGGCUAAAACUGGGUCAGGGCUAUGAAAAUGGCGCGGGUGCUGGAAAAAUUCAAACUGAGCGAUAUUCGGAGCCAGCGAGGAAGGUGAAGAAAUUCAGUUUACCGCCAGCGGUAACACAUUUUCUGCAGAGGAAGGAUAGUGGGAACGCUCUAAUCCAACCAAACACUCCGAACUCAAACACAGCUUCACCUGGACCAUCUUCUUCGGAUGGAGACGAUCAUAUGGAUACCCCGUUAGAUAUGCAGGUUCAGUCAAGUACGGUACCAUCCACGCCGACUGCUGGAGGAGGAUCCAAUUUAUUCACUCAAUCCAUGAUGGAUAUGCUGAAACACAACGCCGCCCAUUCAACCGGCUCACCUGGUUUCCUUCGCGGCCGAGGCCGCGGUCGACCAAAGUUAAUUGGAGAUGAGCUAGACGCAGAUCUAGUGGACUAUAUGGUCACUCUAAAGAAUGCCGAUCCCCAUAAAGGCAACUUCACAGCCUCCCAAGCUCUUCAUAUGGCACGCCAAUAUAUUUUGGAGAGAGCUCCAGGUCUUCUAGAAGAGCACGGUGGACAUGUGAAGCUGAAGUUGACGUGGGCAAUGAAACUGGUCUCCAGAAUCGGUGAACGACAGAAAGAAAUCGAGCUGGGUCUGCCGGCUGGAACACUUUCAAAUAUGGGACGAAAUUUGACGAAUCUGCCGACUGGUGGCAAUUUUAUGGCUGAUAUUAUGGCUCAGAAUUUGUUUUCACAGCAAUUGAUGAUGGGAAACUUGUUGGGAGGCGGAAGUCCAAAACAGAAUGAGGAGAAUAUUCAUGUGAAGAAGGAGAAAGAAGUCACCCAAAUGCCUGAAAUUGUGAAUAUCAAAGAACUCGCAUUCAUCAACAACUUCCUCGCCGAACUCAAUGACAACAAUGGAGAAGCUGGACCAUCAGCGGCUCUUUUUGCUCCAAAAUCUUAA